Messenger RNA from Microcebus murinus (gray mouse lemur), 1769 nucleotides. RefSeq names its product serine/threonine kinase 17a (gene STK17A). Gene Ontology annotation, molecular function: protein serine/threonine kinase activity; ATP binding. Gene Ontology annotation, cellular component: nucleus. Gene Ontology annotation, biological process: protein phosphorylation; positive regulation of apoptotic process; intracellular signal transduction. The record is from RefSeq and is a predicted model, not a curated record. NCBI's taxonomy places the organism in Eukaryota, Metazoa, Chordata, Mammalia, Primates, Cheirogaleidae.
GCGGGGCCGACCGCCGAGAGCCUAGCGGCCGCAGUCUAAGCACAGCGCAGGGGAGCGAGGGUGUCUCAAGGCUCCUCGGACCCGCACGAGGCAGCCAGAGGCGGGCCCGUUACCGGCCGGCUUCUCGCACAGAGCCGGCGGCCGGGAAGGGAGCGCGCCCGAGCACCAUGAUCCCUCUGGAGAAGCCGGGCAACGGCGGCUCCUCCCCGGCCACCGCCGCUGGCUCGGGCCCGGCCGGCCGGGGUCCGAACACGCCGCGCCGGCCGCCGCCGCCCCAGGCCCGCGGGCUGCUGACGGAGAUCCGCGCCGCCGUGCGCACCGAGCCCUUCCAGGACGGCUACAGCCUGUGCCCGGGCCGGGAGCUGGGCAGGGGGAAAUUUGCAGUGGUGAGGAAAUGUAUAAAGAAAGAUUCUGGGAAAGAAUUUGCAGCAAAGUUCAUGAGAAAAAGAAGAAAAGGCCAAGACUGUCGGAUGGAAAUAAUUCAUGAGAUUGCUGUACUCGAACUAGCACAGGACAAUCCUUGGGUCAUUAAUUUACAUGAAGUUUAUGAGACUUCGUCAGAAAUGAUCCUAGUUCUGGAAUAUGCUGCUGGGGGUGAAAUCUUUGACCAGUGCGUUGCAGACAGAGACGAAGCCUUUACAGAAAAAGAUGUUCAAAGACUCAUGCGACAGAUUCUAGAAGGUGUUCACUUUUUACAUACUCAUGAUGUAGUUCAUCUUGAUUUGAAGCCUCAGAAUAUCCUGCUGACAAGUGAAUCUCCAUUGGGUGACAUUAAGAUCGUUGAUUUUGGCCUUUCAAGAAUAAUGAAGAACAGUGAAGAGCUCCGAGAAAUUAUGGGUACUCCUGAAUAUGUGGCUCCUGAAAUUCUUAGUUAUGAUCCUAUCAGCAUGGCAACGGAUAUGUGGAGCAUUGGCGUGUUAACAUAUGUCAUGCUUACAGGAAUAUCGCCUUUCUUAGGCAAUAAUAAACAAGAAACAUUCUUGAACAUCUCACAGAUGAAUUUGAGUUACUCUGAGGAAGAAUUUGAUGUUGUAUCUGAGUCAGCUGUUGACUUCAUUAAGACACUUUUAAUUAAGAAACCAGAAGACCGAGCCACUGCUGAAGAAUGUCUAAGACAUCCCUGGUUGACACAGAGCAGUGUUCAAGAUCCUUCUUUCAAGGUGAAAGAGGCAUUAGAAGAACCAAAUGCCCUUCAAGAAGGUGAUUCUGUGCCUGAAAUUAAUUCUGACAAACCAGAAACUGAGGACUCAAUUGUAACAGAGGAGUUAAUUGUAGUUACUUCAUAUACUUUAGGACAAUGCAGACAGUCUGAAAAAGAGAAAAUGGAGCAAAAGGCCAUCUCCAAACGAUUUAAAUUUGAGGAACCUUUGCUACAAGAAAUUCCAGGAGAAUUUAUCUACUGAGCAGUAUUUCCCUUUAGAACUUUUAAGAUUUCUACAUUGAAUUGAAAAUGCUAAUAUUAUUUAUGGACCACUGGCCAAAUGGUACAUGUACUGAAAGUGGAUAACCAGGUGUCACUUACACAAACAAAAACAACUUUGUCAAACUUGUGGAGUUAGAUGAAUCAAGCCAGAUUUAUAAAGUUGCCAACCAGGAGAUUAAACAGGUACAGUUAUAUGUUUCAAUGUUAUUUUGAAGAAGGGAAAUGUUUGCACAUUUUAAUCCUACAUCCUGUUUCUCCAGAAUAAGAAUUUGUGUGCAAAGACAUUAUUUAUAUUCACUUUCUUUAAAAAAUCCAAGUAAAAGUGCCAAAACUACAUCUCUGUAAA